Sabethes cyaneus is the source of this 3012-nucleotide messenger RNA. RefSeq names its product protein O-mannosyl-transferase TMTC1-like. Bases 1 to 3012 code for a protein of 1003 amino acids. Gene Ontology annotation, molecular function: mannosyltransferase activity; protein binding. The record is from RefSeq and is a predicted model, not a curated record. NCBI's taxonomy places the organism in Eukaryota, Metazoa, Arthropoda, Insecta, Diptera, Culicidae. Gene Ontology annotation, biological process: protein O-linked glycosylation via mannose. The transcript is spliced from 13 exons.
AUGAAGCGGAGGGUUACGAUCGUGUAUCCUCCGGUGAAUAUAUCCCAUCGGUCGUCCGUUGGAUCCCGAUGGGAAACCACUGCAAACGGAUGCGGUAAUCACAGCUACACUCCCACAUCAUCGUCGACCUCAUCGUCAUCGUCGUCAUCGCCCGUUUCAUCGUCAUGCUCAUCAUACUCACCAGCCACGUUGAGUGCCUCGGAAAAACAUACAUCCUCUAUUGAAGAUGCCCUGAACAACAACGGCAGGAGCAGUAAUAAUCAUGCCGCAUGGUGCAACGGUGCAGCGGUACACAACCCAAACAGCAGCAAUCAGCAUGAUUCAGAAAAGUGCAAUUUUAACAAAAAUUGUUCCGGUCAUCUUGUCGGAUGUGGUUGUUCGACCGCUCCGGUGACCGGCGGUUGCACUGCAAAUAGUAGCAGCGAUGGCGGCAGCACCAGUAGUAGCAGCAGCAGCAGCAGCAGUAGUAGUAGUAGUUCUAGCGGGAAAUACCGCAAUGGCUGCGGUGCAGCGAGCGACGAGGCAGCCGACGACUGGCGGGUGUACUUCUUUGUCGGGCUGAUUGCCGUACUGUGCUAUCUAAACGGUGUCCAGGGUGACUUUGUGCAUGACGACAUUCCGGCAAUUACGAUGAACAAGGACGUGCUCGGGCUCAGUCCCGUCUCGCAGGUGUUCCGGAACGACUUCUGGGGCGCCCCGAUGGCCGACCUCAGCAGCCAUAAAUCAUACCGACCGCUGACGACACUGACAUUCCGAUUGAAUUAUAUAACCUUUGGCCUUCGCUCGCUAUGGUUUCAUGCUACCAACGUAGUGCUGCACGCCGCCGCCUGUGUCCUGUUCACCCGAGUCUGCACGACGAUCGCCAGGCUGCGGAAAAAUUUCGCCCUAUUCGCCGGCGUUUUAUUCGCCGUACAUCCGAUCCACACCGAAGCGGUGACCGGUAUUGUCGGGCGAGCGGAUGUCCUGGCGUGUAUAUUUUUUCUCAUCUCACUUCUUGCGUAUCACGGGCACAACGACGAACCAGACAGUAACUCCCUCUGGCUAAGCAUCCUGUUCGGUGGACUGAGCAUGCUGGCCAAGGAAACCGGCAUAACGGUGUUUCUGCUGAAUGUUGCCUAUGAUGUGUACCGAAAUUGGGCUUCGCUAAAAAAGACCAUCCUGCACGUGAGGUGGAGCGAAGAGACACACCAGUUCGGUCGCCGCGUCUCGCGGGUUCUGCUCUCGAUGGGGGUCCUGCUAGCCGUCCGGUUGGCGCUACUGCAAGGUUCCCUGCCAAAAUUUUCCCAACAGGAUAACCCUACGGCUUUUCAUCCGAAUAUGUACGUUCGAUUGCUGACGUUCUGCUACCUGGCCGCGUUCAAUUGGUGGCUUCUGCUCUGCCCGUCGACACUCAGCCACGACUGGCAGAUGGGUUCGAUACCAUUAGUCACAUCAAUAAGUGAUCCUCGAAAUUUACUCACGUUUAUUGCGUUUUUUGCCGCCCUGCUACUCGUCUAUCGAGGAAUACUGGAUUUCGAGCAUCAACGUCACGUUCCGGUCGUAUUAGGGUUUCUGUUAUUAGUUCUACCGUUCCUGCCGGCCACAAAUUUGGUCGUAACCGUCGGUUUUGUCGUUGCCGAGCGAGUGCUGUAUAUUCCAAGCUUGGGAAGCGUCCUCUUGACCGUGUAUGGUGCUCAACAGAUAUGGGAACGGUUGCCGAAGCUACGAAAACCUGUACUCGUAUUUUGCAUACUACUGCUUGCCUCCGGAUGUCUGAAAACUCUUUCCCGCAACCUGGACUGGAGCUCACGGGAAGCAUUGCUUAGAUCCGGGCUGAAAACGUUACCACACAAUGCCAAAAUGCACUAUAAUUUUGGGAACUUUUUGCGCGAUUCGGCCAAACCGGACCAAGCUAUCGCACACUAUCGGGAAGCGCUGCGGCUGUGGCCGACGUACGCCAGUGCGCACAACAACAUCGGCACACUCAUGGGCGAACUCGAGACGGCUGAAUACCACUUCCUGGAGGCUAUCAAAUAUUCGUCCGAGCACAUUAACGCGCACUACAACCUCGGUCAGCUAUACCGGAAAGCAAACCGAACCGCGGACGCCGUUCGCAUGCUGGAGCGCUGCAUCACGCUGGAACCACUAUCGACGGCGGCGUACCUGGAGCUGGUGAAGCUGUACAGCGGGACCAAGGUUGGCCAGUUGCUACGACGUGUCGUCCUGCUGAGCCCGUACGAUGCCGAUCUGCGCCGGCAUUACGGGGAUUGGCUCGCGGAGCAGAAUUUGCUGCUGGAGGCGAUUGUACAGUAUCAGGAAGGACUGCGAAUAGUGGAAACACAUCAAUUAUCGGUAAUCGGAGCCUGCCGGACGUUGCGCAAGCUCGGACAGCGCUCACGUCUUCAUCAGUUGAUAUUAAGAUGGCAAUUUAUAGUGCGCUUAUCGAAUGGUGGCAUACCGAUACAGACGGAGAUCUAUCUUCGUGAUUGGAGCAUAAAGCACGAACUGCGAAACCGGGCCAUGGUAUACGACACGGGUGGUUCCGCCCCGGGAGCCGCCGGCAUGGUUGGCGCAGGCGACAGUGGGACGACGACGAGGACGACGACGACGGACAGCGGCGGAAGCAGUUCCAUGGAUGCCAGCGCCGUAAAAGAUUGCGUAAAACUGAACUGCAGAAAAACGAGAGACUCUAAUAAACAUCAAACUUGUCCACCGCUGGAUUCGGACAUUAGCAUAAGAAUCCUGCGAUCGCCGCACUGCAACCGAUCCGAACAUCUACCGGGUUCGUUGAAGCACUGUAAACCGAUACCAAGCACGGCAACUCGGUCCUCCGGGAAAGCAUCAUCGUCGAAUCCGACCCGAUCCAAGGCGUCUCGCAGUGAGAACAGUUCCGGUAGCACCUCUUGCAGCAGUAGUGCAAAGAAUAAAAAGUGGCCAAAAACACGACACAAGCACAAAGGUUCCGAACAGCUGGAGCCAAAUUCCGAAGGACUGGCGCCUUUGCUGGUAUCCAAUCUGCUGGAUAAACUUUAA